Messenger RNA from Aspergillus calidoustus, 1680 nucleotides. Lineage: Eukaryota; Fungi; Ascomycota; Eurotiomycetes; Eurotiales; Aspergillaceae. The record is from the annotation of a GenBank genome assembly.
AUGGAACAUUCUUCUCCUUUGGCUGCCAUGCAGCCUCCGUCUGUAAUGUUUGGGCACUGCUUUCGUUCGGAUGCACCGACGUCAAGCUACCAUGGAUUCAGUCCGAUCCAGAGGCUCGGCACUAGCGGAUUCAACUUCAAGGACCUUUCCAUGAAGCGACCCCAGGGAGAAGGUUACUUCAAUGUCAGGCCUGUUCGGGGCUCAUCUCCAACUGCCAGCCUUGCUGCAGAUCUGUCACAAAAUUUUCACAUCGACCAGAGCCCGCAGGUUGCUACGCCGCGACGGUCUUUGUUCUCCGCGUGUCUGUUCGGUAACGGAAAUAGACAUGAAGAUGCGAUGACCACUCCUCCGCUGCCAGCCUCUUCACCUGCCCCUGCGGAUACCAUGGAUAUGUCUCCCUUGCCUCACAAGCCUCCAUUCGCAAUCACCACUGAGAUUGAACUCAACUCUCCAACACUGGAGAGCUCCCCAAUGGACACGACUAUGAUGUCGAAUAUGGACGGCCUCAUACCGGAGUCACCAACAGUGCCACAAAAGGAUGGUCUACAAGAGAGAAGACGUCCGACAUUUUUACGGCCUAAUCUUGCGAGGAGUAAAGCGCAGUCAUUCCAGUUGGGAAUAACGAAACCCGCCCCGGAAAGCCAAGGACCUCCAUUCAAGUUCCAGACCAAGGGUAUCAACAAGACCUCGCUGGGAGUAGCGGCGUCACUGGAGGACAUGUUCGACGAAUCUCCCAAACGCGAACGAUCCUUGACCCGGAACAAUUCUUCUAGUGGGCUGUUGUCGAAUCCCCGGUUAAGACCACCAUUCGGGAGCAGUGGGGGUCAUGUUCGUAACAAUGGAUCACCUUCUGCAGCUUCCAUUCGCAAAAGUUCCCACCCGACCAUGCGCCCCCGCAAGCAAUGCAGACGCUCACUGAGCAUGUUUGAGCACCCCGAGGAUGUGAUUGCCGAUAACGAGGUUUGUUAUAAAUCAAAUGCACCACUACAGUCUAUCAACGACAUCGAAGGAAUCCAGACUCUGCAGCUUCCUCACUUCAUACCUGAGGAGCAAGCAGACAAUCUACCUCGUAUCGACAAGGCCACCCUCGUGGAGCUCAAGAAUGGGAAAUUCAAUGACAUGUUUGAUCACAUCAUGAUCAUUGAUUGCCGGUUUGAAUAUGAAUACGAUGGCGGGCACAUCGUUGGGGCUUUCAACUACAAUGAUAAGGAGUGCCUGGCCGCGGAGCUCUUUGCCAACCCCAAAGCCCGGACUGCGUUGGUUUUCCACUGCGAAUAUUCAGUACAUAGAGCACCGCUUAUGGCCAAGUUCAUUCGCCAUCGAGAUCGUGCUUACAAUGUGGACCACUACCCUCAACUCUCAUACCCUGAUAUGUACAUCUUGGAAGGGGGCUACAGUGCUUUCUAUGCUGAGCAUCGGGCACAUUGCUUUCCCCAGAACUACGUCGAAAUGUCUGCCAAAGAGCACGAAUUUGCCUGCGAGCGCGGCCUCGGCAAAGUCAAGCAGCGCUCCAAGCUGAGCCGGGCCCAAACUUUCGCCUUUGGCCAGCAAUCCCCUGAGAUGGAGGAUAGCCCAACGGGGAGAUACCGAAACAACUCCGGUGAUCGCAAACUCCUUGCUUCUCCAUUCAACGACAGUCCUGGUUCUCGUUUGCCAGGCCGCCGUAUGCUUUCUUACUAA